This is a messenger RNA of Abrus precatorius (Indian licorice), 111 nucleotides long. RefSeq lists its product as uncharacterized. NCBI's taxonomy places the organism in Eukaryota, Viridiplantae, Streptophyta, Magnoliopsida, Fabales, Fabaceae. The transcript has a single exon. Gene Ontology annotation, biological process: negative regulation of cell population proliferation. Bases 1 to 111 code for a protein of 36 amino acids. The record is from RefSeq and is a predicted model, not a curated record.
AUGGGCAAGAGAUUUUCCAAGUUGAGGAGAAUGGUGAGGCAACAAAGGGGGAGGCUUUAUAUUAUGAGGGUGUGUAUUUCUAUGCUUCUUAAUUGGCAUAAGUACUCUUAG